Archocentrus centrarchus (flier cichlid) is the source of this 1833-nucleotide messenger RNA. RefSeq names its product MYC proto-oncogene, bHLH transcription factor a (gene myca). Gene Ontology annotation, molecular function: DNA-binding transcription factor activity; protein dimerization activity. The transcript is spliced from 3 exons. Gene Ontology annotation, biological process: regulation of DNA-templated transcription. The record is from RefSeq and is a predicted model, not a curated record. Lineage: Eukaryota; Metazoa; Chordata; Actinopteri; Cichliformes; Cichlidae. Bases 116 to 1555 code for a protein of 479 amino acids.
ACGACAGAGUGCGCGUCGUGCUCGCCGGCUCGCAGCUGCAGCCUUUUAACUUUGCAUGCAGGCUUCAUUCGCAGACUGACAGAACACCGUUGCAACGCCUCUGUGGAAGGAUUUAAUGUUUCUGCCGCACUGGAAUAACUUUCCUGCUCCCCCCCUUUUUUUGCGCCACUCGGGUCGAUUUUUGCUCUCGCCUUCUGUCGCCUACGGUUUAAAAUCCAAAAGCUUCGCCAUAAGGAGGGAAAAACAAAUCAAACGCACCAUGCCGCAGAAUUCAAGUUUGGCAAGUAAAAACUACGACUACGACUCUCUGCAACCUUAUUUCUACUAUGACAACGAGGAGGAGGAUUUCUACCCGCAGCAGCUUCAGCCUCCGGCACCGAGCGAAGACAUCUGGAAGAAAUUUGAACUGCUUCCGACCCCUCCCCUCUCCCCGAGCCGCCGGCCGUCCCUGUCCAGUCUGUUCCCCUCCACCGCGGAUCAGCUGGAGAUGGUGACAGAGUUCCUCGGCGACGACGCGGUCAACCAGAGCAUCAUCUGCGACGCCGACUAUUCCCAGACCUUCCUCAAGUCGAUCAUCAUCCAGGACUGCAUGUGGAGCGGCUUCUCCGCCGCGGCCAAGCUGAAGAAGGUGGUCUCCGAGCGGCUCGCCUCCCUGCACGCUGCAAGAAAGGAGUCGGCAGGAGACUGCCCAGAUCCCGCCGGAGCUGCUAGUGCCGCGGCUGUUCCUGCGUGGAAGAUGUAUAGCACCUACCUGCAAGACCUGAACACGAGUGCGUCGGAGUGCAUCGAUCCAUCGGUGGUUUUCCCCUAUCCCAUAGCUGAGACGCCCAAGCAGAGUGCAGGGACACCGCCUAGUAAGGAUUUGGGAUUGGACACGCCACCCAACAGCAGCGGCAGCAGUAGCAGUUGCAGCGAUUCAGAAGAGGAGGAUGGCGAGGAGGAGGAGGAGGAGGAGGAUGAGGAUGAUGAUCAGGAGGAAGAGGAGGAAAUCGACGUGGUCACGGUGGAAAAGAGGCAGGCGGUGAAGCGGUGCGACCCCAGCCCACUGGAGACCAGGCACGCCAGCCCACUUGUGCUGAAGAGGUGUCACGUCUCCACCCACCAGCAUAAUUACGCCGCCCAUCCAUCCAUGAGGCACGAGCAGCCGGUUGUCAAGAGGCUGAAGCUGGAGAGUAGCAACAGCAGCGGAGAUGGACGAGGAGGCGGAGGUGCCAGCAGCCACAGCAGGGUCCUCAAACAGAUCAGCAGCAACCGCAAGUGUUUGAGUCCCCGGACGUCCGACACGGAGGACUAUGACAAGAGAAGGACUCAUAACGUACUGGAGCGCCAGAGGAGGAACGAGCUCAAGCUGAGCUUCUUUGCUCUGCGGGACGAGAUCCCCGAGGUGGCCAACAACGAGAAGGCGGCCAAAGUGGUGAUCCUGAAGAAGGCUACAGAGUGCAUCUACAGCAUGCAGUCAGACGAACAGAGACUCCUCUCUCUCAAAGAGCAGCUGAGGAGGAGAAGUGAACUUUUAAAGCAGAGACUCGCACAGCUGCAGAGUUGUCGUGCUUAAAGUUUGAAUCCUAAAUGUUUUUUGUUUUGUUUGUUUUUUUGGGGGGGGGGAAAUACAAAUUCUUUACUUGGGGGUUGUACAGUAAAAGCUGCAUGCAAGUUCAAAACGGAUAAGUUGUUUUUUUUAAAAUCCGGUUUGAUUUCAAUGUAAAAACUGCCUCAUCUGAUAAAUAUUUAAAAGUUUAUUUUAUUAAUAAAAUGUUAAAAAAAAUGUAGGUUAUCCUGUUGGAAGCCUAAACUAAAAUAUGAGUUUUUAUGUUUUGUAUAUAAUUAAUAUUU